Messenger RNA from Arctia plantaginis, 588 nucleotides. Lineage: Eukaryota; Metazoa; Arthropoda; Insecta; Lepidoptera; Erebidae. The record is from the annotation of a GenBank genome assembly.
AUGGCUAGUGGUGCAAUAAUUUUAGUUCUAAUGGUAUUACUGACUGUUAUUUUAAUGCGUUUCCUGGAAUCACGAUAUCAUGUAAUUUUCAGCCAGGUAGUGAACAUGACAUAUAUCCUCGUUGGUAGUAUGAUGGGAAUUAUUGUAGCUGCCAUCAUUGCUAACUCUGUGAUAUGCUUUUACAAAAGAAGAGAAAAUCUCGCCAUUCAAGAGCACGGCGUGGGCGGACAAGUUUUUGUAUUUGCUACUCAGAAAUCAGCAGCAGAUACUUCGAGCUACACAAGCAGUACCAACUUCACACAACACAGCAACCUUGCACCACAAAUCCCGGCGUGUCCGUCUUGCCAGUGCAGUAAUGUACCAUAUGUACCCCAGCAAAAAAACAUUAGUCCUACUAUUAAUCAUAAGGACAUUCGCAGCUGCACUCAAAUAGAAAAUCAAAUGGACAGAGAAAUAACUGUCCAUUCACCGCGACCAGAUGUCUUUGUAGAUACUAGCCCUACGGUUGUCGCCGUCGAUGUACAUAACAACAUUGAAAAAGUCGAAAUACCGUCGGGGAACUCAGGUCAAUUGGAAAGUGAUUGUUAA